This is a messenger RNA of Thalassophryne amazonica, 1283 nucleotides long. Its product is annotated as coiled-coil domain-containing protein 106-like. Lineage: Eukaryota; Metazoa; Chordata; Actinopteri; Batrachoidiformes; Batrachoididae. The record is from RefSeq and is a predicted model, not a curated record. Gene Ontology annotation, cellular component: nucleoplasm. The coding region runs from base 201 to 1208 and encodes 335 amino acids. The transcript has 5 exons.
GUCAGACAUGCCUACUCAGUUGUAGCGUCGUUAAUUUCCACUCGUCUCUUGUUUAUAUUUUUACUAAAAAAAACGGAACGUUUAUGGAGACGUGAGGGGACAGCACGAGCACAGGAACAUCAUAAAAUACGUUUUCCCGUUUUUAAGGUAGGUCACAUGACCUGGUACCUGCUCGUUGGUCAUCGUCCAGUUUUAGAGAGAUGUCAUCGGUUUGGCAGCAGGAGCUGUCACCUUAUUCCCCCUGUGUGGAGAUCGACUCCAGCUCUGUCAGGAGCAAAGAAAGGCAGAGCGCCCCUAUGUGGCUGAAGCAGGAGCAAGAUGACCUCCGUGUCAUUAAGUGGGAGAACUUUCAAACAGGAUCCACCACAGAUGUGGUUCAGGACAACACCCCCAGCAGUGCCAUGUCAGCUGCCUCACACACAGAGAGUCUUCCUCCGAGAGUCCUGCUGACCAUCACCAGGCUGCAGUGCAUGCUGGAGAGCAAACAGGAACGCAUCAUCGCACUGGAGAGGCAGGUGGAGGACCUGAUGCAGGACCGCAAGUUCCUGAGAAGCCAGAUUGAGAACCUCACAAGCAAUCGCUCUGUGGCAAAUUUUGCGUCACCCACUCCAGUGACUGAAGCUCCUAAACCAAGCAGGAUGCAGCAGUCUGAAAACAAAUCUCGAAAGAGAGAGCGGGCCUCAUCGAGCUCCUCUGCGAGCAGUGACAGUGGUUCAGAAGCUUCCGACUCCUCAGAAGUUUCAGCCGCCUCGAGUGAACAGAAAAGGAAAAAACAUCACAAGGACAAGAAAAAAGGAAAGAAAGGGAAAGACUACAGCAGGAAGAGAGCUACUGGCGUCCAGUAUGUCAUCCACCGAUAUAAACAAGUGCUGUCUGCCUUCAUCAAGAAGAAAAGCAUGAGUGAAGCCUUUCGCCACCUUGGAAUUGACCGCAACACCAUUGCCAACACGGCUUCAAUCGCAGAGCUCCAUCUUGCUGGCGAAGAUAUGAUCCCCUUGGUGGGCAUGUUUCGCCAAGGAGAAGAGACUCUGGUCAGCUACGCCCAACGAUGCACCAUGAUCAUUGACAGCGAUGCCGCACUGGCCAGGAGAAUAGACCAGAUGAAAGCCAACGGCGAACUCCUGCCCAUCUCAGGGAAACGACCCAGGGUGAUGCAUUCUCACAUGCAGUCACUUGGUGGCACUACAGAAAGCAUUUUAAUUGGUUGAUGGAGACAAGGUAGUGAGUUUGAGGAUGGGACAUAGUACUUUCGCAAAAUAAAGUCCCUUUGUUUGGACUCUAAU